Metopolophium dirhodum (rose-grain aphid) is the source of this 2604-nucleotide messenger RNA. RefSeq lists its product as uncharacterized. Bases 1 to 2604 code for a protein of 867 amino acids. The transcript has a single exon. The record is from RefSeq and is a predicted model, not a curated record. Lineage: Eukaryota; Metazoa; Arthropoda; Insecta; Hemiptera; Aphididae.
AUGGUUCUCGAUGAGGAUAAUGAGAAACAGAUGAUCUUAUUAAGAAAAAAACGUGGAGUGGUGAAGGCCUCAUUAACACGACUUCGUAAUUUUGUAAAGGAAUUUGAUCACAAUGAACAGUCAAUCUCUCUCCUCGAGUUUCGUCAAGAAGAAUUACCUAAUAUAAAUAAAAAAUUUGACGCAGUUCAAUGUGAGAUUGAGUUAAUUACGGAAGAACCAGAGAAGGAAGAAGAAGAACGAGCAUUAUUUGAAAGGAACUACUUCGAAACAAGAUCUCAAAUGCAAGAAAUCAUCAACACCCGGAGCUCUUCAAGUACGGUAGGGCCAAAUACAUCGUUUGGAUCGUCAAGUAAUACAAACCGGGUUAGAUUGGCACCUAUACCUUUGCCCACAUUUAACGGUGACAUUGAAAACUGGGAGGCCUUUUAUGAUGUUUUUCGCGCGUUGGUUCACAAUGAUGAAGGGCUUACGUCAGUACAAAAAUUAUAUUAUUUAAGAUCCUGUUUGAGUGGUCCAGCUUUAGAUAUCGUUAGUUCAAUCCCGAUGGUCGACGGAAAUUAUGAGGUGUUUACCGAACGGCUGAAGCAGAGAUAUGACAACAGAAGCCUCGUGAUACAGACGCACAUAAGAGCGCUUCUUGAUGCACCUCGUGUAGAUACCGCUACCAUAGAAGCGUUACAAUUACUACAUUCACACAUUGGAAGUCAUGUAGCUGCGCUUAAGGCCUUAGGCCAACCAAUAGAGCAGUGGGACGCAUGGCUAGUUACCAUUAUUCUAAGGUGUCUUGACAAGAAUACGGCACAUGAGUGGCAGCUUCGACAAGAGGACUCGCAAUUACCCAAGUACAUAGACAUAGAAAGGUUUUUAGCCAGAAGAUGUAUUGCAUUUGAAAAUUCAAACUCGGAAAUACAGUCACGAUCUCAUAGUCAACCAAUGGCAACAGGCCAACACCAAUCAACUAGUAAACAAAGAAAGUCGGAGAAAACUACCAAAAUGGCAUUUUUAGUCACUGGAAGGGGUCAGACCACAAAAUGUCCAUGCUGUACCGGGUUGCAUAGGAUAUAUGCGUGUGACAAGUUUAAGGACUUGAGUAUAAAUGAUCGUCUAAAUAUUAUACGAGACACUCAUUUAUGUUUUAAUUGUUUGUCCGCGUAUCAUACAACGAAAACAUGCAAGUCAAACGGUUCAUGUGGAGAGUGUGGGUUGAAGCAUAAUACUCUACUACAUUUCUCAAAAAGUGUAUCCGAUGACCAGAAGGUUAGCAAUACAAGUGAAGGAGAAUCAUCUGCAACUGGUGCGUUAUCAGCUACCUUAUGGUCAUCAGGGAACCGUUAUGCAUUUUUAGCUACAGCACAAGUGAUCGUCAAAAAUACAAAUGGAAUGCAGUUCAUAUGUCGUGCCGUGUUAGACAGCGGCGCUCAAGUGAAUUUUAUAUCUAAAAGGUUACAAAACGUACUUAAACUAUCAGGAGAAAGGGUUGCAUUGCCAGUGAGUGGAAUCGGUUCAAGCAGAACACAAUCGACUACAAGGGUAGACAUCAAGGUUUGUUUCCGAGUAUCACCAUUCCAAGCUAACAUAUCAUGUUACGUGUUACCAUCAAUUGUCAACACAUUAUCAUCAAGUACAAGACCCUCAGACGGCUGGGGAAUCAAAAAAAAUAUACUCUCACAGUUAGCUGACCCUCAGUUCGACCAAGCAGGUACCAUCGAUAUGUUAAUGGGUGCAGGAAUAUUUUUUGAGUUGUUAGAGUCAGAAAGGAUUCCGCUUCAAACUGGUAAUCUCACAUUACAAUCCACAAAAUUAGGCUGGGUUAUGACCGGAGAGUUUAACGUUAAUUGCUUAGUGAGUAUUGGAGCGUCAUUAGAAGACGAAUGGCGAACAAUGAAAACAGAUCAAGGAUUGUUCGGUAGGUUAUCCAAGGCCAAUAAGCGUCAUGUAGAAGAACAGGAAACGGUACGACAUUUCGAAAAAACUGCCACCAGGAGAGCUGAUGGUCGGUUUGUGCUCCGUCUACCUGUAAAACCAGAAGUUAGCCAACUAGGCGAUAGCAUAUCUAUGGCCAUGUCACGCUUCAUUAGCGUUGAAAGAAGAUUAUCACGAGAUGAACAACUACGUACCGAGUAUGUAAAAUUCAUGACACAAUAUUUAGAAAUGGGUCACAUGGAGGAAGUAAUUGAAAACGAAAUUCCAACAUCAAGGCAAUUUUACUUACCACACCACGCAGUGGUCAAAACGGCCAGUCUAACUACAAAGGUACGAGUAGUUUUCGACGCAUCAGCUAAGAGCUCAUCAGGACUAUCUUUAAACGAUGUCCUAAUGUGUGGCCCGAGUAUCCAAGAAGAAUUGUUUUCGAUCUUAUGUCGGUUUAGAAGUCAUCAGUUCGUUAUCACUGCGGACGUAGAAAAAAUGUUUCGACAGGUAGAGGUUGCAGAAGAAGACCGAAACUUGCAGCGUAUCGUCUGGAGGUCAAACCCUAGUGAAGCGUUACGGACUUAUAGACUGGGAAGAGUUGCAUACGGUACAACUUCUGCUUCAUUCAUGACCACAAAAAUGUCUGUCAGUCCUAUCAGAAGAAUUCAACAGUCAGUUUCCCAAUGCAGCUAA